AUGGAGUCCACCGAUUCUGAUGCAGUAAGCUGACUGACCCCAGCAGGAAUUCCUUAGUAACCAAUCUACAAUCCACCGAAUGACAACUAGGCUCACUUAAACCAAAUGUGAUGAAACCCGCGGUUUGCCGUCUGGAUCUCGUGGCUCAGGUGGCUAGAGCGUUGGCUGUAUUAAAGCCUUGUCUUUGCUGUCGUGGGUUCGAGUCCCACAAGGGUCGCGGACUUUUUCGGGUGAAAAACGCAUUUCCGAUUUUUAAAAAUAAAGCCUGACUAGUUGGGCGUUAGUUGAGACGGUAAGAUGUGGUUUGGUAGUCCCACCUGAUGAACACAACGCUGUUGGGGUUGGGGUUUAGGGUUAGAGUUAGGAGUUAGGGUUAGGGGUUAUGGUUAGUGGCUAGGGUUAAGGGUUAUAGUUCGGAGUUAGGGUUAAGAUAAGGGAUUAGCGCAACUAUUUCUCAACCAUUAAAAGUACAACCGCGCAUCACCAAUAGCUUUUCUUUUGCACACAACUUCUUGUCCUCGUCGCCCGUGCGUUCCCCAGCCCACCUGUAAAAAGCCCUAUUACCAUCGGUCCCUGAUAAGAGGUGAUUGGAGUUUUUUUUACUUCAGGUGGGGCUACAUAACCACAUCCGACCGCUGAGACAUUAGGAAUUUUCCUUCAAGAGCUGGAUAAAGGUGAAGAUUUAGAAGAUGAAGAUGCGAUCACCGGAACAAGAACUUUAUUUGCCUGACGUUUCGGAUCCUUACUCGAAUCCAUCAUCAGAGACAUUAGCAGAUAAAGGUGAUUGUGGCACCAGGAGUGCAGUAUUUAUAGCACGUGGCUGCCGUGGGACCGCAUGCGCACUGCAAUUAACAGUUCUCGUAAUCUUCGCUGGGGCCGUAAGUGAUGCGGUGGUGGCUUGUCGGUCCGAGUCCGAGUCGUUAAUUGCCGCGAUUUCGUCAUCCGUGCUCGAUGCUGGUGUGACGAUUGCUCGGCAAACUGGCUCACUGUCACCGUGAUGAUUGCUCGCCCGCGCCCUCCCCACGUGACUGAUUCUCCUGCCCAGGGAAAAUCGCAGUACGCUAUUGGGUACCGGGAGGUCAUUGUGCUUGUUGAUGGAUUGCGGGCCUGAGAACCAUGACUCGAGCAGCUCGCGGCUCACGCGGUUGUCACCCCUUGCAAGGAUUUCGGCCUCUUGAAAUUUGAAAAUAUGGCCGGGUCCCGUCGAGUGUGCCGCCACUUGAGAGUUAGCGUCUCCCCGCCUCACCGCUGCUGCGUGCUCGGCAAUUCGCGUACGGAGUAAUCUCCCAGUUUCUCCGACAUAAUUGCUUUGUCCGCAACUACACCAGAUCCGGUAAAUGACUCCAGACGUGUCCUGCCGUGGCAGCGGGUUUUUUGGCCUCAUGACUUGGCGCCUAAUGGUUGCUUCCGGCCUGUGUGCAACCCCAACUCCAAGUGGAGUGAGAAGACGACUGACGGCUUCCGAGACGUUCUUCACGUACGGAAGAGCCCGCCAAAAUUUGGGUCCGGUUGGAUUUGGUCUCUGGUGUCCUUUUCGUAUGCACUGGUUGACAAAGCUGCGCGGGUAACCAUUGGCUCUCAUUACCCGUCGAAGAUAUUGUAAUUCAGCAACCUUGUCUUCCAUUUCACUGCAGUGCGUCUCAACGCGCCGGUAUAGCGCCCUUACGCAACUGCGUUUGUGACUGAUCGGGUGGUUGCUAUUGAAGUUCAGUAUUUGCGUCGUAUUUGUCGCUUUUUAGGCCACCACAAUCUUUGCGGCAGACGAGGACAUCCAGGAAGGUCAGCUGAUUGUUUUCCUCCUCCUCCAUCGUAAAUUGGAUGUCCGGGAAGACGGCGUUGAUUUGUUCUUUGAACGUCAGCACCUGAUCCCGUUCGAUGACGACGAAGGUGUCAUCCACAUACCGAGCCCACACUCCUGGUGCCACAAUCACCUUUAUCUGCUAAUGUCUCUGAUGAUGGAUUCGAGUAAGGAUCCGAAACGUCAGGCAAAUAAAGUUCUUGUUCCGGUGAGCGCAUCUUCAUCUUCUGAACUGCUACCUGGAACUCGCCUGUUCGCUUCUAUCAGGUGAAGAUUUAUUUCAUAAGUGUUAUGGCAGAUUUUCAAAUAAUUCACUUUGACUCAAAUGUGAGAAGCUCGGUGCAUCGGUAGGAUUCGAACCCAUGACAGUAAGAUGAAGGCUUUAGUACAGCCAACGCGCUAACCCCCUGAGCUGCGAGGCCCCACCAGACGACGCAAGUUUAAUCACAGCUGGGUCAAGUUUACCCGCCCAACCUACUGCAACGUCUGGAUCCACCGAUUCUGAUACAGUAAGCUGACUGUCCAAGCAGGAUUUCUUAAGUAAUACAUCUAGAAUCCACCAGGCUCACGUAAUUCAUUGGCUGGGCCUCGUAGCUCUGGUGGUUAGAGUGUUGACUGUACUAAAGCCUGCCCUUACUGUCGUGAGUUCGAAUCCCACCAAGGCACGGAGUAUUUCACAGAUGGUUCAAAGAGAAAGAUUUAUUUGUUCCCAAUUUUAUGGACUUACCCUCAAUAGGCGAAAUCAAACUGCCUUCGUCGUCCCCUUCUUAGUUUCACUCUUCUUCACACUCCCAUCCUUCGCAUUAUUACCCGUAGGGCUCUACGAUAGACGCUGCUGCUGCUGCUGCUGCAGCUGCUGCUACUAUUGACACUGUGGUCCAACUGGAAUAG
Messenger RNA from Spirometra erinaceieuropaei, 2689 nucleotides. Lineage: Eukaryota; Metazoa; Platyhelminthes; Cestoda; Diphyllobothriidea; Diphyllobothriidae. The record is from the annotation of a GenBank genome assembly.